Pyricularia oryzae 70-15 is the source of this 2610-nucleotide messenger RNA. RefSeq lists its product as uncharacterized. The coding region runs from base 496 to 2124 and encodes 542 amino acids. The transcript has 3 exons. NCBI's taxonomy places the organism in Eukaryota, Fungi, Ascomycota, Sordariomycetes, Magnaporthales, Pyriculariaceae. The record is from RefSeq and is a predicted model, not a curated record. Gene Ontology annotation, molecular function: zinc ion transmembrane transporter activity. Gene Ontology annotation, biological process: zinc ion transmembrane transport. Gene Ontology annotation, cellular component: membrane.
GUCCCUGACAUCUUACAUUUUGAAAUCAACGGUACUCUUACCGUCCUCACCACUGUUGGAAUGAUUUCUAAACCUGCGAGACUCAAUUUCCACGAUCGGCUACCUUAAUUUUCGCCCAAGUCAAGGACCUCGACCGCCUUAUAGUCCUGCUCCUGACAUCCUCAUGUUGCCGCUCCGCGUCUGCGACACCAACAAUCUCAACCAAGCAAGGCUCCCUCUACCUUAGUCCAGAAUUGCUUACUUUCAAAAGCGCUUGCGGUCUUACGCAUACUGCAUAAUAAGAAGAAGAAAAAACUGCUACACGAAGUAGAUACAUCCGAGUCACGGCACGAGAACAUUAGCGACCAGCGCCUCCAUCGGCUGCUAUUUGCCAUAGCCAAGAUCGCAGCCCGUAACUACGCAGCCGUGCCUCGAUUGCGCCUCGGGCAGUAACGGCCAGCCAGGUGCUCUUUGACGAGCUCUGGUCUCUGGCAUCCGCAUCACAACACCGCGAACAUGCUGUCAACCGAUACUUCUAUACGUCCUUCCGCGCCGAUCAUGGACCAAAACGGCACUCGCGGCUGGAUAAUGUGUAUAGUGAGCGGUAUUGCUUGCAUUUCGGGUGCCUCUUUCAUCUGUGUCGAUAUAUUUGUGCGCCGCUUUACGAGGAGCAAAACUUUCAGAAUUGAGGACAGUAAUGCCUUCCUCGCUUCAUCACUAAGCCUGAGCUUCGGCGUCAUGAUCUAUUCGGCAUUGGCAAACAUGCUUCCAGAGGCGAAAAAGGAGUUCCUCUUGUCCGAAUAUGGAGAAAUGGCUGCGGGGCUCCUCAUGAUGAGCUUCUUUGUUGUGGGCUUCAUGGGCAUUCAAGUCAUUUCCAGGCUUAUGCACAGGUUGAUGCCGUCACACGUUGUGGAUUGUGACCACACUCACGGUCACGGCCCAGUGAACGACCAGCUUGAUCAAGGAAUCCCCUCAGGGCCCCAUUCCAGGCAUGUUUCUCGGAGCGUUUCCAAGGCCAGAUCCGCCACUUCACCCGAAAGGACUGCUAUAGCACAGCACAAUGGUGCCGCAACCGAAUCAACACCAUUACUCCCUGCACAAGUCCCCAAACCACAAGUUCUCAAUUCCGAUUCUCAGCCAGACGGGGAUGAAAGCACCAUGCCCCAUGUGCAUUCUCACGGUCAAGUGCACACUCUGAGGCCUCAAGCGGGCUCUAGCUCUCUGGCGAACAGACGGCCAUCGAUGCUUCAGGUCAAAGACCGCGUUUUAUCCUUUGUCAAAGAUACAAAGGCCAACUGUGACGAGCUUGGCCCCUGCUUCGGCUACACCGACCCAUGUGGCCAGGAGUGCUUCAAGCAUAUGAGUGCCCGCACUUCACUCUCACGUGCAACAACUCGUAUCUCUUCGGGUCCCGUCUAUACAGAGGCAUCCGAGGAAGUCAUCGAUGGCAGCUUCCGAACUCCAGCGUACCGCAUCAGCCGGGCACAGUCGCGCGAGUUUUCGUACGCUCCGUCGGAGGCGGACGACCACCACCAUCAUAGCCACGGCCAAGGCAACAACCACAACCAUCAUUCUCAUGAUCAACAAGAUGUCGAGGAUGACGACGACCACACUCACGACACUCUUGCAGAUGAUGAUCUCGAGGCUCAACACCACCAUCAUGUGCCAACAAAUGCAUUUAUGUCAAUUGGCCUGCAGACAGUAAUUGCGAUCGCCCUACACAAGUUUCCCGAGGGCUUCAUUACCUAUGCCACCAACAUGGCGAGCCCGGCCCUGGGCUUCAACAUUUUCAUGGCGCUCUUUGUUCACAACAUUGCCGAAGGGUUUUCAAUGGCCCUACCUCUGUACAUGGCCCUGGGAAGCAGGCUCAAGGCCAUUGCUUGGUCGUCAUUACUUGGAGGACUAAGCCAACCUGCUGGCGCGGGUCUUGCAUGGCUUUGGUUCAAAGUCGCACGCCGUGCUCACGUCGAGGUUGAUCACAAAGCAUAUGGCGCCAUCUACGCCAUCACCGCCGGCAUUAUGACGAGUGUCGCCUUGCAACUCUUCGUAGAGAGCCUGAGUCUCAACCAUAGUCGAAACCUCAGCAUCGCAUUUGCGUUUAUCGGCAUCAUACUUCUGGGCUUUAGCAGCUCAAUUUACGACUGAGAGGCUUGGAUAGAUCAUUUUCUUUUCAAUCUGGCUGUGACGGGAAUGCGCCCUAGAGGGAUUGAGGGGGUAAAAUCACAGAGGAAGCUGGCAGGUUUCGGAUCUCGAGUAGCAUCGCAAUACCCUGUAGAUAUAAACAUAAGAAACAAGAGGAGGAGUUGACUUUUAAGGCGUUAAUGUCUUUUUUUUUUCUUUUUUCCCCAGGCGUUGUGGUUCGACCCUUGGCUGUUUUGUGGUUAUCACUACCGGAGUUAUGUGUUUUUUUCACGACCCAAAAGGACACCAUUCCUCUCAAUUUGUAUCCAUUCCUGUUCUGCAAUAGCAUUAUGCAUACAACAUACCCGACAGAUUGGCCCGUGGUUUCCCAGAGUCGCAGAAAUCUUCAGACGUUGUCUUAUUAACAUUGAAAACAACCGCCGCUGUCUUGACCUCAAUACCUAUGUAGGUGUUUAUCCACGGAACAACUCAAUGGGAUUCCAAAUGUCU